UCCGGUGAGGAAAGAUGGCCGCGGCCGCUCGGGACUCACGUGUGGGUGCGGGGAAAAGGCUGAAAAAUUCACUGAAGAAGAAAAAGAAGAUGAAAAUGGUAGCCCGGGCCGUGGCUUCGGAGUUGGAAGAAGAGGGCAAAGACGCUGCCGACAGUGGAGGUUCCGUAAGAAGCUGUGGGCCAGAAAAGGAUCGCUUUUCUUCUGAUGAUGAAGCAGCGGAAGCUGAUAAUGAAGAUGAAGUUGAACCCAACGGCAAUGAAAAUGGAAAUGCACCCGAAGCUAGUGUUGGAACUAAUGUGGGCUGGGCGGAUGCCAUGGCCAAAAUUCUUAACAAAAAAACUCCUAAAAGCAAACCCACUAUCCUGGUCAAAAACAGAGAGCUGGAAAGGGAAAAAGAAAAGUUAAAACAAGAGAGACUGGAGAAAAGAAAACAGCUCGAUAAGAAGCGGGAAUGGGAAAUGAUGUGCAGAGUAAAGCCAGAUGUUGUCAAAGACAAAGACAGAAAUCUUCAGAGAAUUGCAACAAGGGGUGUGGUACAGCUAUUCAGUGCUGUUCAGAAGCAUCAAAAGAACGUUGACGAAAAGGUUAAGGAAGCCGGAAGCUCAAUUAGAAAACGUGCUAAAUUGAUAUCGACUGUUUCCAAGAAAGAUUUCAUCAGCGUUCUGAGAGGGAUGGAUGCAGGUACAAGUGAGAAAAGUUCGAGUGGAAAGGACUUGAAAGCCAAACAGACUGAAGGGAAAUCAGAAGAGCGCCCUGGAUGGACAAUCCUACGAGAUGAUUUCAUGAUGGGAGCGUCCAUGAAAGACUGGGACAAAGAAAGUGAUGGCGCGGAUAACAGGAGACCGGGGUCUGGAAGCGACUGGGACACAUAGGCUGUAGAGGAAACGCAUAUACCGUCGUCGUAUUUUUCCUAGAAAAAUACCUCAUGCUCUCUGAGUUGGACAUUUAUAAAGCUAAAAUUUGUAAGAAAUCCAGAAGACUUUUACUAUUACCAACUUGGUGUUUUUCCUUUUCAUGAAAACUUUGUGAAAAUUAGGUUUUCAGACUAUGUAUAAUUUUAAGCAUUGUUCCUCACAACAUUUGUGAAAAGAAGUGUUCCUUAUUCAUCAGCGAGAUGGCACAAUUUGCCAGGACAUUAUAAGUUUUACACACUGGUCUGGA
Molecule: messenger RNA, 1161 nt
Organism: Leopardus geoffroyi (Geoffroy's cat)
Lineage: Eukaryota; Metazoa; Chordata; Mammalia; Carnivora; Felidae
Product: RRP15-like protein
Biological process (GO): maturation of 5.8S rRNA; maturation of LSU-rRNA
Cellular component (GO): preribosome, large subunit precursor
Source: RefSeq, a predicted model, not a curated record